UAUUAUAUAUCGCAUUUCCAUUUCCGGAACCUGGGUUUCUGAUUUCCCGUUGUUUAUCAGUUCGCCCUCGCCGCCGCCACCGCCACAGCUAUCACAAUUACCCUCCGAUUCAUCUCGAUCUUCGUCAUUGUCAUGAACUAACCUCUGAAUUUCAUUGGAAACUCUUCUCGAGGCGAUAUUGAUAUGGCGACAGCGCUCGUUGCGAAAACAGCAUCAACUACAAUCGGAAAAGCUUCAUCCCUAUUCAGAAGCUCAUGUAGCUUCCUGCGCAAUCUGAGCACGGCAGAGAACUCGGCUGCAGCGGCGGCGAGUGCCGAAGUCAAGAAGCCGAAGCGGAGGAAGAAGAAGAACCUGUUCGAAGUGGCUCAGUUUCUGCCAAAUUGGGGCCUCGGCUAUCACAUGGCGAAAACUCACUGGACUGGCGUCUCUUAUGAGAUAACUAAGAUCAAUCUAUACAAGGACGGAAGGCAUGGAAAGGCAUGGGGACUUGCUCACAGGGAUGGGUCACCAAUUGCGGAUGCCCCGAAGAAAAUAAGUGGCGUCCACAAGCGUUGCUGGAAAUACAUCCCGAACGUCAAAAGAAUAGCAGAAAAGGCUCCAGAACAAGAGCCACAAUCAAUCUGAUUUGAUUUGGAUUGGUUUGCUCAACUAAUCUUCCCUCCAUUUGAUCCGUUGCAAGUUCCAUAAUUUUGUUCAUGUAGCUUUGAAAUGUUGUGCAAUUUUUGUCGAUCUACUUACCCUACAAGCUACUAUAAUCCUCCUAUGUGUGCCUCCUGCCAAUAAAAUUUAGAGAUUUCUACAUAUAUAUUCCAAGUCUGUCUUUUUUGAGAACACCAUUUGUCAAGAUGUCACAUAUUCAUCCUGAAUUCAUGUUUGCAUUUCGAUAGAAAUAAAUAUAUAGCAUCACAUUGAUUCUCUGUU
Molecule: messenger RNA, 921 nt
Organism: Andrographis paniculata
Lineage: Eukaryota; Viridiplantae; Streptophyta; Magnoliopsida; Lamiales; Acanthaceae
Exons: 3
Coding region: 184-624 (146 amino acids)
Cellular component (GO): mitochondrion
Molecular function (GO): structural constituent of ribosome
Source: RefSeq, a predicted model, not a curated record